CGGAUGUGUGUCACCUUCACUGGUACCUGUCCUACUUCGGCGAUGACAGUAGAGUCAGAGAGCAGUGCAGUCUAAGCAAUGAGUCAGUUGCGGGCGUUGGCGGGUGUCCUGCGGGGCGGAUGUGCAGGGGGAAGCCAGUGGUUGCGCGGGUGUGGUGGAGGGGCCCCGGCCUGCAGGCGCCGCUGGGUCGAUCCCAGGAGAGGCUGCUCCUCCGGGGCUGCGCCUGUUCCCUCAGCGGUGGCCAGCUGCUCCAGCUAUGUGGAGGAGAUGUACUUUGCCUGGCUGGAGGAUCAUAAAAACGUCCACGAGUCCUGGGACACAUUCUUCCGUAACAUCCAGGCCUCCAGCCCAUCUGGCGAGGCGGGUGAAGGACGCCCCUCCGCUCUGUUCCAGGGCCGAGUUCUGUCCCACUCACCAGACAUGGCACAGAAAGUGGUGGAGGACCACCUGGCUGUGCACACUCUCAUUAGAGCCUACCAGAUCCGUGGUCACCAUGUUGCUCAGUUAGACCCUCUGGGAAUCCUGGACACUGACCUGGACUCCUUCGUUCCCUCUGACCUGAUCACCACCAUCGAUAAAUUAGGUUUCUAUGGUCUUGAUGAGUCUGACUUGGACAGGAGCUUCCAGCUGCCCCCUACCACCUUCAUCGGAGGAGGAAACACCACUCUGCCUCUGAAAGAGAUCAUACGCAGACUCGAGACAUCCUACUGUGGUCACAUAGGAGUGGAAUUCAUGUUCAUAAACAACGUGGACCAGUGUCAGUGGAUCCGCAAGAAGUUUGAGACUCCAGGGAUCUUGCAGUUCACUAAUGCUGAGAAGAGAACUUUGCUCGCCCGCCUGGUCAGAUCCACACGGUUUGAGGACUUCCUGGCCAGGAAGUGGUCUUCAGAGAAACGUUUUGGUCUCGAGGGCUGUGAAGUGUUAAUCCCUGCUCUUAAAAGCAUCAUUGACAAAUCGAGUGAGGCGGGCAUUGACAGUGUGAUCAUGGGGAUGCCACAUCGAGGUCGAUUGAAUGUCCUCGCUAACGUGAUCCGUAAGGACCUGGACCAGAUAUUCUGCCAGUUUGACCCUAAGUUAGAGGCAGCUGAUGAGGGUUCAGGUGAUGUCAAAUACCACCUUGGGAUGUACCACGAGAGGAUCAACCGUGAGACUGACAAGAACAUCACGCUGUCCCUCAUGGCCAACCCCUCCCACCUUGAGGCGGUGGAUCCAGUGGUUCAGGGAAAGGCCAAAGCUGAGCAGUUCUACAGAGGAGACACAGAGGGGAAGAAGGUCAUGUCCAUCCUGAUGCAUGGAGAUGCUGCUUUUGCUGGACAAGGAGUUGUGUACGAGACCUUCCACUUAAGUGAGCUUCCCUCCUACACGACACAUGGUACAAUCCAUGUGGUGGUCAAUAACCAGAUUGGCUUCACCACAGACCCUCGGGUCGCCCGCUCCUCUCCUUACCCCACUGAUGUCGCCCGGGUUGUGAACGCACCCAUCUUCCACGUGAAUGCUGACGACCCUGAGGCCGUCAUGUACGUUUGUCGGGUUGCGUCAGAGUGGAGGACCACCUUCAACAAGGAUGUCGUCAUUGACCUGGUUUGUUACAGACGUUUUGGACAUAACGAGAUGGACGAGCCCAUGUUCACUCAGCCACUGAUGUACAAACAGAUCUGUCGGCAGGAGCAUGUGCUGAAAAAGUACUCUGACAGGCUGAUUGCUGAGGGAGUGGUGACACUGCAGGAAUUUGAGGAAGAAGUUGCCAAAUAUGACAAGAUAUGUGAGGAGGCAUACACCAGCUCGAAGGAUGAAAAGAUCUUACACAUUCGACACUGGCUCGACUCCCCCUGGCCUGAUUUUUUCACAGCGGAGGGAGAACCCAAGAGCAUGAGUUGUGUCUUCACCGGACUGGAGGAGAAGGUUCUGCAGCACAUUGGCCAGACUGCCAGCUCAGUGCCUCUGGAAGACUUUAAGAUCCACUCUGGUGUGGCUCGUAUCCUGCGCGGUCGUGCAGACCUGGUGAAGAAUCGUCAGAUGGACUGGGCUCUAGGAGAGUAUAUGGCCUUUGGUUCUCUCCUCAAAGAUGGCAUCCAUGUGCGACUCAGUGGGCAGGAUGUGGAGAGGGGCACCUUUAGUCACCGUCAUCAUGUUCUGCACGACCAAGAGGUGGACAAACGUACUUGUGUUCCCAUGAAUCACCUGUGGGCCGACCAGGCUCCCUACACUGUGUGCAACAGCUCCCUGUCAGAGUACGGAGUGCUAGGUUUUGAGCUCGGCUUUGCCAUGGCCAAUCCAAAUGCUCUGAUCCUAUGGGAGGCUCAGUUUGGGGACUUUCACAACACGGCCCAGUGUAUCAUCGACCAGUUCAUCAGCUCGGGCCAGGCCAAGUGGGUCCGUAACAAUGGUAUCAUCCUUCUGCUGCCACAUGGGAUGGAGGGAAUGGGUCCUGAACAUUCUUCAGCUCGACCCGAACGCUUCCUACAGAUGAGCAAAGACGACCCCGAUCACUUUCCUGAGUUUAAUGGAGAUUUUGAAGUCCAGCAGCUGCACGACUGUAACUGGAUCGUGGUGAACUGCUCCACGCCUGCUAACUACUGUCAUGUGCUCAGACGGCAGAUUCUGCUGCCGUUCAGAAAACCGUUGAUUGUUUUUACUCCAAAAUCUCUGCUGAGGCUACCGGACGCAAGAUCCAGUUUUGAUGACCUCGCUAAAGGCACUAGAUUCAAGAGGCUGAUUCCCGACGAGGGUCCUGCAAAUCAAAGCCCAGGUCAUGUGAAGAGGGUGAUUUUCUGCACUGGUAAAGUCUACUACGAGCUGGCUAAAGAGAGAAAACUGCAAAACCUGGAGAAAGAUGUCGCCAUUGUCAGACUUGAACAGAUCUCUCCAUUCCCGUUCGACUUGGUCAGAGCAGAGGCAGAAAAGUUUGCCAACGCUGAGCUGGUCUGGUGUCAGGAGGAGCACAAGAACAUGGGUUACUAUGAUUACGUCCGGCCACGUUUCCUCACAGUGGUGUCCAACAAGAAACCCGUUUGGUACGUGGGACGGGACCCUGCAGCCGCGCCUGCAACAGGGAACAAGUCCACCCACCUGAAUGAGCUGAGGAGGUUCAUGGACACUGCUUUCAACCUGAGUGCUUUCCGGGGGAAGCACUUGUAGUGGAGACCUGGAGUGAGAACCAGGCUGGAGGUGCAGUUUCAUCUCCGACCACCAUAGUUUAAUUAUUAUUUCUUCACAUGGCCAGAUUUAUGAUAGACUGGAGCACAGUCUGGUGUCAGUAAACAUAAUCCUAACAAGAAAGAUAUGUUUUCAACACCGACUGACUUGCUGAACUGUGAUAUCAGGAGCAACAUGGAGGACAGUCUAGAGCCAGCAAACUGUUGGGGCUAGUGCUCACUGCUGUUCCCUGGUCAUGCAUGUCAAAUUAAAUCAAUUCAUAUUUGUUUAUAUGCCCAAAAUACAUCUUUUUCUAUAUUUCCUUAAUUUGUAGAAGGAAAUGUUCUCAGAAAAAUCAUCAUCAUCAUGGAGUCUGAUCCCAACUUUAUUGUGAGAAUCUGCACUAUAUUUAAUCAUAUACCACAUAAACAAUCAUUAACCAUUUAAUCAUAUACCACACGGUGUAAAGAAAACUAGAAACACCUUUAUUUCAAAAUAAAAGCUCCUCACAAAAUAACACAAACAUUAAAUAUAAUCACAGUCCACAGUAGGUUAGUGCUGAAGUAGCAACAGUAAACUCCCUGUACGUCUAACAACAUUCACAUGUCCAUGUUUAUAUUUGUGACAAUCACUGUUUUUUAGCAGCUUUAGUAAUGUAGAUAUCUCUGUGGAAUACUAGUUUAUAUUUAUAGUGCUGAGUAAUAUUUGUAGGGAUUGUUGUAUAUGAAUAGCAGAAGCAAACACUGGAAUGAAGACGAUUGAGAGAUGAAACACAUCAGUAGGUUUUAGUGCCUGUAUUUGCUUUGGCUAUCUUCGCAGUUAGUGAAGGAGUGUGUAUUUAUUGUCACACCUCACUUCACUGGGAGACAUGAGCCAGCUGGCACAGAGACUUGCAGCCAUGUUUUCUUCUUAGGACAUAAGGCUUGGCUUCCUCUUCGGAGGCUGAGGGACGCACACAACACACAGCAAAGCCUUGGAUGCUGUGAGAGCAAUACUGACGCUUGGUUGUCACAUGAAAAUCCCCAGGUAUUUAACAGCACUGGUAUUAUCUGCUUAGAAAUGCUUCUUAAAAAUUACGCUUCCUGUUGAACCUUACUGUAGCUUUUCCUUUUCCUCUUACAGCUGGGAGAAUUAAUUAUAAGCCAUACACAGACAUUAUUCAAUGACUUUUAGGUUUACGUAUUUUAAUUUAUUAAUGAAGAACAAAUGUCCAUGGUAGAUGGGGUUUAACCCAGACCAGGAAUAAUGACAUAUGCAAUAAAAUGUUUCAAUUGAAUUAAGUGAUGUGGUCGUGAUGUUAAGUUGAGUAUGAUGCU
Paralichthys olivaceus (Japanese flounder) is the source of this 4451-nucleotide messenger RNA. RefSeq names its product oxoglutarate dehydrogenase L (gene ogdhl). Lineage: Eukaryota; Metazoa; Chordata; Actinopteri; Pleuronectiformes; Paralichthyidae. Gene Ontology annotation, cellular component: mitochondrion; oxoglutarate dehydrogenase complex. Gene Ontology annotation, molecular function: oxoglutarate dehydrogenase (succinyl-transferring) activity; thiamine pyrophosphate binding. Gene Ontology annotation, biological process: tricarboxylic acid cycle. The record is from RefSeq and is a predicted model, not a curated record.